AUUGAGCAGACUUAGGUAGUAUGAUUGUCUACGUGGAUUAAUACCGCCAAAACAACGGGGAUAUCCACCCCACCCCGUACAAAGGACGAAAUUUUAAAAUAUGCUGUCCUUCCAGCGCGUAUUGAUUACAAAUAAACCCUUGCAACAGCUUAAGUCCAUAUGCAGAGGCAUAUAAAUAACCUCAGACCGAUUCCUCUUUAAUUAGAAGACGAGGAUUUAAUCAUCGCCAACAAAACGAGCCUGAAGAGCAUCGUCGUUUCUAUAUUAAGAGCUUCCUCAGGUUUCUGAGCACGUUCCUGCACGGCGGAGAGCACUCCUGGAAAUUGGCGGAUUCAGCACGCUGGACAGCUCCCGUGUUAAUUGCCCUGUGUCUUUUCCCCGCUGAGAGGAAACCUCUCUCUUCGUUUGGAUGCUUGAGAAGCCGAUCGUUCCAACACUCCACUGGUGAUGACGCUAGCAUUUUUAUUCCGCUCCUUGCUCCUGAGCAAGAACAGCAUUAGUUCGGGUGGAAGCCAAAUCCACUAAAGAGAGAGAGCGUGAGGCAAGAAGACUUCCAUGAGACAACCUGACCCCCGUGCGAGAUCAAAGAGAAAGCCCCAGCAAUCCCCCCCGCCCUCUCUCUCCGUGAGGAGCCACGCUUGCUGGCUUUCCAGGAUGUGACUUGCGGAAGGAACACAAAAUCCAAGUGAUGAGUUGAAACUCUGACAGAACGUGCUGGAGGUUUAAAAAGCUGACCCUGCAUCUCUCCACAUGGCGAACAAUCAGCCUGGUCAGGAAGGGACUGCGUCAGACCUUGAGAUCAUCUCACAGCAGGUGGAAGACGAGAGCCAGUGCAUCGCCCCUGUGCAACUUGUCAGCUUCGCCUAUCGUGACCUGCCCCUUGCUGCACUUGACCUCUCACUGGCGGGGUCACAGCUACUUUCCAACAUGGAUGAUGAUGAUCAAAGAGAGAGUUCGAACUGGCUGAAACCUUGCUGUGGGAGGCGGACCGCUGUCUGGCAAGUGGUCCUACUCAGUGCUGGUCUCAACUGCUUCCUGGUAGCAUCCGUGGUCCUGGUUGUCCUCCUCCUAACGCUGGAGCUCCUCAUCGACACCAAGUUACUUCAGUUUACCAGUGCAUUCCAGUUUGCGGGGAUCAUUCACUGGAUAAGUCUUGUCAUCCUCUCUGUCUUCUUCACGGAGACUGUCUUCAGGAUUGUGGUACUUGGCAUUUGGGACUAUAUUGAGAACAAAGUGGAGGUGUUUGAUGGUGCAGUCAUCGUCCUGUCAUUGGCUCCCAUGGUGGCCUCAACUGUAGCAAAUGGACCCAGCAGCCCAUGGGAUGCCAUCAGCCUGAUCAUCACCCUUCGCAUUUGGAAGGUCAAGCGCAUCAUUGAUGCUUACGUCCUGCCAGUUAAGGUGGAGAUGGAGAUGGUCGUCCAACAGUACGAGAAGGCCAAACAGGUCCGAGAGGAACAACUUGAACGGCUCACACAGAUUUGUCAGGAACAAGCUUUUGAAAUCAGACAGCUAAGGGCCCACCUAGCACAGCAGGACCUGGAUCUCGCUGCUGAAAGGGAGGCUGCUAUGGAAAUGCACCACGUCUGGAACAAGCAGAGCAGCAAGUUUCAAGUAGUUGAUGGCUCCGCGACCGGAGUGUCCGAUGACGAGAGUCCCGACAGCAUCAUUGACCCACGCCAAACACAAAAAGCAGUCACCAGAGACGAUAUGAACAAUUACAUCAGCCAGUAUUACAGUGAACCCAACAGCGAGACGGGAAUUCCAGAAGGUGCCUCCCACGUUAUCACAACCGCUGCCAUUGAUGUCCAUCUUCCCAGCUCCCUUCACAAUGCCUCAUCCGACCUCUUGACAGUGGAGGCGCCGGCAAAGCUCGAGAGGGCGAGCAGUUCCGUGAGCGAUAAUUCGGGCAGUGCCUCCAGAUCCAUAGACAGCACCACCACACAAGCCCAGAGCAUCAGCAGCCAAACCCUGGGCUCCUCCACAGACUGCAGCACAACCAGGGAAGCAUCGUCCGAAAGCUACCUGUUGGAGAAGCCGGAGAAGGAGGCAGGAGUGCAUCAGGACACACGGGUGGUGGUGCAGAAACUCCUGUCCACCUUAUCGGAGGAUUCGUGCCUGACUCAGAAAGAUCUGGACCCAGUAAACCUCAAGCUGCCAAGUCCAGCUGGGUCCACUAAUGCCAGCCCAGAGCUGGGACACAGGGUUAACAUUUAUAACAAAAAGAACCAGGACCAUCUCUGUGUGCAUCCAACAACGCCAGUCAUCCAGAUUCAAGGCAACGACAUCACGCUCGAAGAAAAGUACAGAUUUCUGGAGCCGACAGAACCUACAGUGAACAGACUGCCGGAUUCUUAGUCUUCAUUGUGCCCAGAGCAGCACUCCCUACGCAUCAAGCAGAGGGAGUUCUGGUUCUGCCAGUCACAGAUCCAUUAUCGGAUAGGAUUCAGGAAACGGGAACACGGUCAGGUUAUGGUGAAGAACAUUUUGCCAUCGGCACCAUCUGAAAUGCUGAGUAGACGCAAACAAUGUGACAAACAAUUACUUUUUUUUUACAUUUGAAUCUGUGGCUUUCCUUUUUCUUUGUAAUGUUUGUCUUGAAGCGCUGAACAUGACAUAAUUGGAAGAAUGAGCUGGGAGAAGUUACACUCAAUGGAUAGCAAUGGACCACGAGUCAAUGAAUGUUUUUGUAGUGAGAUGAAGACUGUACUGUUGGGGUCAGUGUGUCUUGUUUCUGCUAAUGAUCAUGCUACUGAUACAUCAACCUAUCAAUUGAUGGCAUUGUGGCACAAUGGUACUGUCACCAGUGGUCUCGAAGCUCAGACUGAAUCUCUAGAGCAAAUGAGUUCAAAUCCUUUAGGGGCAGGAGGAGGGGAAUUUAAAUGCUGUUAAUUUCUGAAUAUUAAUAGUUAUUGUGAAGUUCUGUUUUGGCAGAAAAUUUGUUAGUCUUUAUCCCAUUUGGCCCUCACACUCCAAAUCCACAUGAAUAUGGCUGACACUUAACUGUCCAUUUCGAGGUGGCUUAUCACGGUAUUCUCAAGGGGCAAUUAAUGAUAGGUAAUAAAUGCUGACCUAGCCAGCAAAGCCCACAUCCUACGAAUAAAUUUUAAACACUUACUGUCUCUGAUGUCAGCGAUACUUUGCCAGUUUAUGUUACUUGCACUCAUCUGUUUUCAACAGGGUAGUAACUUCCAAAAUUGCCAUUAAAUAUAUAACAUGGAACAUCUCACAAAAAGAGUUGGAGUUUAAUGAUGGAAACAGUAAUAUUCCAGAACCGACUGCUUAAAUAUCAAAGUUCAGAAUUGUUGCAGGUAUUGGAGGAAUAUAGAGUUGAGGAUUAUCAGACUGGCCAUCAUUUCAUUGAAUGACAGUGAUCGCAAUGGGCUGAAUGGCCUACUUCUGAUCCUUCAUCUUAUGGUUUAACGGUGUGAGUUGAAGUUAAAGGUCAGAAGUAAAGAUAUAAUUAGCCAGCAUCUGACAGAGAAAAUUAAAAAAUAACACAGAAAAAUAUUGCUUUCUCCUUUUGGAGGAAAACUGACACUUCCAGAAUGUUUUAUUUUAAGAAUUUAAGAGUUCAUGUGUUUUUCGCAUCUUGAAACCAAAAUAUUGUGAUGUUUAUGGAUGAUAUGACAGCAAAAACCAAUCAAAGUUGAUUGAAUGUCAGUACCAGCAGUGAGCAGGCCUGGGAUUUAGCCACGCCCAGCAGUGAACAAACUUCUAUGUUUUAAGAGAAAUAGUUCUUAACAGUUGAGAAAAUUCUUUGUAAAACUACUUGAAGGAUCUGUCCUUCAACAUACUUUGCCAUCUUUUGAUUUGAUUUGACUUGAUUGUAAUGAGGUUCAAUGAUGAAUUCAUUGGCUGUAGGUGCCUGAGUAAAAAUAGUUUUACCUAGAAAAUGAUUUAUUUUCCAAAGCUCUGUACUACCCUCAAGGUAAUUCUGUCAAUAACUAGUUGUCAUUUAAAUACUGAAUCACAAUACUUUAAGCCUUGGAUCACUGUAGUGCCAAAACAUAAUCACAAAAAUCAGCUGAUUAAAAAGUUGAUUUGUAAGAGUCCAGAAUCCUGAUGCUUCCCUAUUAAACAAAAGUUCAAUUCAAUUUUUCUUCACAUUUUCUUCAUACCAAUUGGGGGUUUGCUCCCCAUCUGCCUUCAGAUUGAACAGUCCAGUUUUUGCACAUGGGCUGUCAGUAACCCUCAAUCAGUGGAAACUGACCUUCAGAGCUGUGUGCAUUUUCCAGUCUGAUUUCUCACUAGCUCAUUUCACAACAUGCCAAAUUGCGAGCUGGUGACUUGAUGUAGGAAACUUCAGCACCAAAGUCUUUUUAAUGAAAGACCAUACCUGCCCUUGUUUACUACCUUGGCCUGUGACACAAUGGCGUAGAGAUCAGCAGACUUCAAGCUCUGAUUAUGGCACUGUACAAAUGGAGUAGUGACAGGCUAUUUUUGUGAGUGACAAAUGAAGGUGCAUCGAUUCUGGCUGUCAAUUUGCCCACUUGUCCAGCAACCGUUUGGAUGCAAGGGCCAGGUACCACCAAAUUAAAACACUCACUGUCUGGAUGGCCAGACAAGAAAGGAAUAUUAUAAGAACCUGUUCUGUAGCGUUUAGCAAAUUAAACUCAAUUAGAAACAGUAGAGUCACACUGAAUCAGAGUCAUAGAGUAAUACAGCUUGAAAACAGACCCCUUGGUCCAACUCAUCCACCCCAACGAGAUAUCCUAAACUGAUCUGGUCCCAUCUGCCAGCACUUGGCCCAUAUCCCUCUGAACUCAUCCUAUUCAUGUACACAUUCAGGUGCCUUGUUAUUGUACCUGCCUCCACCACCUCUUCUCGCAGCUCAUCCCACCCUCUGUGUGAAAAAGUUGCACCUUGGGUCCCUUUUAAAUCUUUCACAUUACAUUUGAGCCAUUUCCAAUGGCAGUUUGGUGACCCUCCUCAAAGUUACUCCUGUAAAAAGGCUUUAUAUAAACUGGUGAGAAGUUAA
This is a messenger RNA of Stegostoma tigrinum, 4978 nucleotides long. RefSeq names its product transmembrane protein 266 (gene tmem266). Gene Ontology annotation, molecular function: voltage-gated channel activity. The coding region runs from base 751 to 2355 and encodes 534 amino acids. Gene Ontology annotation, cellular component: plasma membrane. The transcript has 12 exons. The record is from RefSeq and is a predicted model, not a curated record. Lineage: Eukaryota; Metazoa; Chordata; Chondrichthyes; Orectolobiformes; Stegostomatidae.